AUGGUCAGGCAUUGGUCACAUGGGAAACACCGCAACCGCUGGAUCUCACAAUGGCCCAAUGGGCGCCUUGCCCUGACAAACGACCAGGAAUGUUCGCAGACCGGAAUGCUGGGGAGGAUCCAAGCGUGGCGACGAGUGUCAGUGCCAGCAGUCGCCGUUUCCGGCGCCAGCCUUUUGAUGGCCGCAUCGAACGGCGAUGACAUCGGGGGCAAGCCACUGGGGGGCCUGUGCGGCGGCCUAAAACAAUACGCCCUCGCGGUCAUUCAUGUAUUAUCACCGUCAUUCCAGCAUUAUCUGGGACGGAUGCCAGGCACGAGGUACCGCCGAUGGGUUUCGCUCUGCUUCGAGUCGGAGAACAUUCCUGUGGAGGAGAGCCUCGGCCGUCAAACCGUCCAUAUGAGGCAUGGAUCUCGAGCAUCCUCCACCAUUGCGCCAAUCCCACGUAGGAUCAUCGAAGGAAAGAGCCAGAAAACAUGGGGAAAGAAUGUUCUGAACCUUCCUGUCACAUUCAGCGAGAUUGCCGCGUCUCCGCCGCAAGGGGCCCGCGAUUCCAGAACUCACAUUCCAAGGACGGUGGACGGGUGGACCUCGCCAUAUCGGCAAAACAGCAUGCAGGGCGUAUCAGAGCUGCUGAUUGCCUGCGAAUCCGUCUGGGGUCCGUCCAGCGCCGGGUACCUGAGCCUGGUGCGGUGGCUGCGGCCUUCAGCCAGUGGUUGCGCGGCCCCAGGCCCCUCAUUGGAGCAUCGCAUGCUAAGCAUUCUACUCCUCAGGGAUGCUUGA
Penicillium canariense is the source of this 780-nucleotide messenger RNA. RefSeq lists its product as uncharacterized. NCBI's taxonomy places the organism in Eukaryota, Fungi, Ascomycota, Eurotiomycetes, Eurotiales, Aspergillaceae. The transcript is spliced from 2 exons. Bases 1 to 780 code for a protein of 259 amino acids. The record is from RefSeq and is a predicted model, not a curated record.